AUGAACAGAAGUGGUGGCAGUAUCGUGAAGAAGCACCUGAACAGUAGAACAGUCAAUAAUAUGACUGUUAUUUUAGGAGAUGGUGCCACCAAUGCUGAAGACAAGCUUGGACAUGACUUCAAGCAAAGACUUCAAAAAACUUUGUCACAUGAAAAAACGGACAGGCAAGACCAGGAGAGACUAUACUGCAAUCAAAUUCUAAGAAUGACAAAGUAUUUUCAGCAGAAGUGCUUCAGAUACUUUGAAGUUGGUGUUUGCAAAAACACAUCUGCAGAAAUGAAUGAUCUGGCAAUGUACUUUUAUGAUAAGUAUGAGUAUCAUCUCAUUUAUGCAGGUCUAAACGUAGAUGAUGUUCUCAAGUUUCUCAUGGAUCAAAUGAGAACUACAGCAGGCAAUCUGCGCACCAAGGCAGACAUGCAACAGUUUCAAGAUGCUAUCAAGUGA
This is a messenger RNA of Cylindrotheca closterium, 444 nucleotides long. The record is from the annotation of a GenBank genome assembly. Lineage: Eukaryota; Bacillariophyta; Bacillariophyceae; Bacillariales; Bacillariaceae.